AUGAUCACGCAAUCCAGGGCCACGCGGGCACCAUGGGUGGAGGAAGAAGAGGAAGAGGAGGAGGAGGAGGAGGAGGAGGAGGAAAAAGAGGAGGAAGAGAAGGAGAGAGACACCAUGUCAAUUAAUUCAUUGUCCAUGGACAGCAACGAACCUGAUUUUUUUAAUGAUAGGAAUAACAGGAUAGAGAAGACGAUAGAGGAGAUAGCCAUAGAGAGAACAGUUGAUGUGGAUACCAUAUUUGAUAUUAAGCGCCCCCCAGAGAAUAAGGAAGAAGCCAGCAACAUCACUAUACUACCAUUAAGCCCCAUGGAGCGGGCGUAUUUAGAUUUUUAUAUUAAAUUAUUGAACCAGCAUAUCAUCUAA
Talaromyces rugulosus is the source of this 363-nucleotide messenger RNA. RefSeq lists its product as uncharacterized. The transcript has a single exon. The record is from RefSeq and is a predicted model, not a curated record. Bases 1 to 363 code for a protein of 120 amino acids. Lineage: Eukaryota; Fungi; Ascomycota; Eurotiomycetes; Eurotiales; Trichocomaceae.